This is a messenger RNA of Cavenderia fasciculata, 1197 nucleotides long. RefSeq lists its product as uncharacterized. The record is from RefSeq and is a predicted model, not a curated record. The transcript has 4 exons. Bases 1 to 1197 code for a protein of 398 amino acids. Gene Ontology annotation, molecular function: protein binding. Lineage: Eukaryota; Evosea; Eumycetozoa; Acytosteliales; Cavenderiaceae.
AUGACGACUACUACUACAACUACAUUUCAUUCUUUAUUCAGGUCGAUAUACAUUAGACAACUGAUAUUCAAUCAUAUUAGUAGUAUAUCAAAACAAUGGUAUCGUCAUGAUGGCCAAUAUCAACCACAACGAUCAUCAAAAGGAAGAGAUAUCAUCAAAUUAUCUCAUCUUGAAAUGAUAUCAAGAUAUGGGUUACCGUGGAACUUUAUGAUUCAUUAUCUACCAUCGGAUAGUAAUCAGAUACCAUUGGAAACAAGAAAAAGGUUAAUCAAGAGAUAUUGUCAUCAUCCAAAUGCAACGAUAGAUUCACUUGAACGUCUGGUGGAAUGGUCGACUGUUGAUUUUGAUUCUAAUCUUCUUGAAUCAAGUAUCGGCAAGAAAAUAAAUCAAGAGAUAUUAGAGUAUAUCAUAGUCAAGAGAUGUCCUGCUACUGCUGCUGAUACUAGAGAUUCUCGCUUUCUGUAUAAUACAUUUCUUUCAAAAGCUAUAGCGGUGGCAUGUAUGAAUGGGUAUCUAGAGAUUGUCAAGUCGAUUUGUUCAAUCAAAGAUGUAAAAUUAAACACAUCAACUAUCAACCAGAUUCCAAUGGACACUGCUUGUAGUAAUGGAUUCAUUGACAUUGUAAAAUAUUUACACGAGAAUAGAACUGAAGGUUGUAGUAAAAGUGCAAUGGAUGUAGCAUCAAGAAAUGGUUAUUUAGAGAUUGUAAAGUUUCUUCACUCCAAUAGAACCGAAGGUUGUAGUAAAAAUGCAUUGGUAAGAACUGAAGGUUGUUCAUACCAUGCUAUAGAUUAUGCAUCAAUGAAUGGGUACAUUGAUGUUGUAAAGUUCCUUUCAGAGCACCGUACUGAAGGAGCAACCACCGAUGCUAUGAAUUUGGCAGCUCAAAACGGACACAUUGAAAUGGUAAAGUAUCUUCAUGAGCAUCGUAGUGAAGGAGCAACCACCGAUGCUAUGAAUUUGGCAGCUCAAAACGGACACAUUGAAGUGGUAAAGUAUCUUCAUGAGCAUCGUGGUGAAGGUGCAUCAACCAAUGCUAUGGAUUGGGCAGCUGAAAAUGGACACUUUGAUGUUGUAAAGUUCCUUUACGAGUAUAGAGGUGAUGAUGCAUCACCUGAAGCUUUGGAUUUAGCAGCUGAAAAUGGUCACAUUGAAGUGGUAAAGUACCUUCAAGAGCAUCGUACUGAAGAAAUAUAA